AUGAACAAGAUGAACCACCACCCUUCCCUCCAUUCAAAAGUUUAUCAUCAUGUUAUCAUCAUCAAACUCUUAUAGAAUGAAGCAUGAUCAAAGUCUUCUCUCUUUAUCGAGGAACAGCUCCAGCAAAAUAGCCCCAUCAAAUUACAUCACCUGCACUGCAUUUAUCGUUGACCCCUUUUCCAUUAACGAUAACAAACCCCUUGUCGGAAAAAGUUCUCCUCUAUCAUACAGCCGUUUUUCCAGAACCCGCACUGGAAUCUCCACACUUAUACGCUCGCUUCUAACCAUCAUAUCAAUCCCUGCAAUCAUUCCCACCUUCCGGCGGCUAAGCUUGCCGAUUCAGCUGUCACCAACGCCGUCGCUCGGUCGAAAAGUCACCGGAACUUUGUUUGGAAACCGGAGAGGACAUGUCAGCUUUGCAGUGCAAUAUGACCCACGAUCCGCACCAGUACUGAUCAUUGAACUAUCGAUAUCUACGGCGGCGCUCGUUAAGGAGAUGUCUUCAGGGCUAGUACGGAUCGCGCUUGAGUGCGAGAAAAAACAACACUCCAGGUUGUCUGGUCGUCGGGGAGAGAUCAAGCUGUUCAACGAGCCCACAUGGACGAUGUACUGUAACGGAAGGAAUUGUGGGUACGCGUCGGCAAGGGCGUGCUCGGACUCCGAUUGGUAUGCACUGAGCACGGUGCAGAGCGUCUCUGUGGGAGCUGGUGUUCUACCGGUGUUGGAAGGCGGCAGAAAGAGCAGCGCCGGAGGAAGUUGCGGAGAGUCGGAGGGCGAGUUCCUGUACAUGAGAGCGAGGUUUCAGCGAGUCGUGGGGAGUCGUGACUCGGAAGCUUAUUAUAUGAUGAACAUGGAUGGAAACGGAGGGCCUGAACUCAGUAUAUUUUUACUUAGAGUAUAAUUUAAAAAAUCUAGUAUAAUUUGAUGGCGAUUGUGUUUUUGUGAUACAUGUUAUUUAAAUUUUUUUCAUGUAUUUGUCUACCAAUGGAGAGGUAAGAAUCCUUAUAAAAAUUUAUAAGUGAAAUCUCAUUCGAAGCCAUUAUUAGACUUGUAUGGAGGGAUGCCUAGGGGUAGCGUUUACCCUUUUUUACAUGUAAUUCUGUUUACAUUUUGCUAUUUACGU
This is a messenger RNA of Lactuca sativa (garden lettuce), 1123 nucleotides long. RefSeq names its product protein MIZU-KUSSEI 1. The record is from RefSeq and is a predicted model, not a curated record. Lineage: Eukaryota; Viridiplantae; Streptophyta; Magnoliopsida; Asterales; Asteraceae. Gene Ontology annotation, biological process: hydrotropism.